Molecule: messenger RNA, 5109 nt
Organism: Diplodia corticola
Lineage: Eukaryota; Fungi; Ascomycota; Dothideomycetes; Botryosphaeriales; Botryosphaeriaceae
Product: helicase
Exons: 5
Coding region: 1-5109 (1702 amino acids)
Molecular function (GO): ATP binding; ATP-dependent chromatin remodeler activity
Source: RefSeq, a predicted model, not a curated record
AUGCCACCCAAGAAGAGCGCCGCUUCGGGUCGCAGCGCGACGUCGAAGAGCACCAAACCCGCCAAAGCGUCGCAGAAGAAUUCGAUUGGGAAUGAUGAGGAUGACAAUGAAGAAACCGCUGCCCCAAAGGCGAAGGCCGCGUCUGGGAAAAAAUCGAAGAAGAAUUCGGCUGGGAAUGAUGAGGAUGACCAUGAAGAAACCGCUGCCCCAAAGGCGAAGGUCACGUCUGGGAAAAAAACGAAGAAGAAUGUGGACGAGACUGUCGCUGUCCCGGAGCCUGAGCCUCCCAUGGAAUUAAAAAGAAAGGCCAGCUCCAAUCCGAAGGGCGUCCGAAUCGUUCACGCUGUUCGACUCGAAAACAACGGCGCUCUUCUCGCCGGCUAUCUCGGCUUUCAACAUACCGGUCAACUGAAGGAGUUCUUCGCGGAUCCUCGCGUAGACAAGCUGCUUAAGACGUGGGACGAAUCUCGUACCGCAAACUAUGGUUGCGACUAUGCCGUUGUCAAGCAGCAGGGAAUCGUUACUAUUGACCGCGUUUUCGACAUCUCAACAUUGCCCGCUCCAGCAAAGAUGCCACCCAAGAAGAGCGCCGCUUCGGGUCGCAGCGCGACGUCGAAGAGCACCAAACCCGCCAAAGCGUCGCAGAAGAAUUCGAUUGGGAAUGAUGAGGAUGACAAUGAAGAAACCGCUGCCCCAAAGGCGAAGGUCACGUCUGGGAAAAAAACGAAGAAGAAUGUGGACGAGACUGUCGCUGUCCCGGAGCCUGAGCCUCCCAUGGAAUUAAAAAGAAAGGCCAGCUCCAAUCCGAAGGGCGUCCGAAUCGUUCACGCUGUUCGACUCGAAAACAACGGCGCUCUUCUCGCCGGCUAUCUCGGCUUUCAACAUACCGGUCAACUGAAGGAGUUCUUCGCGGAUCCUCGCGUAGACAAGCUGCUUAAGACGUGGGACGAAUCUCGUACCGCAAACUAUGGUUGCGACUAUGCCGUUGUCAAGCAGCAGGGAAUCGUUACUAUUGACCGCGUUUUCGACAUCGUGCGCUUGUCCACUCAGAAGAAGCCCGUCACAGCAGAGUUCCUCGAGCAGACGACCCUCCCCUUUACAGGGAAAUCCUUUGAAGAGGACUUUAUGCAGUCCAACGACCCAUGCCGAGCCGUUGUCGCCAACCUUAUCCCCAUGUUUACGCUGAUGAGGCUUCACCCCGAGUGCUUCCCCAAGGCCACCGACGACGACGUUGACGGAGCGAACGGCUUUAUCGGCGGAUACACAGCCGAAAGCUGGUCCCGGGCACUCUGGGCUGUUAGACACUGGAGGAAGUCCAAACAAAAAUCGAAGGACGACGAUGAAAAGGGUACUUCCAAGGCACAGCGAAAGCAGGCGCUGCUCCCAUAUUUGCUCACCGACGCCGAGGCCGCAGGUCGUUUCAGCGACGAGGGGCAGGCCGCUAUGUUGACUAUGGUCAACAACCCGGACAUGCUCGCCGAAGAAGCAGAGGACCAGGAGGAACUCGACGCGGCUGCCGCAGAAGAACAGGAGAAAGCCGAGGCACUGCAGGACCUAGGGUCCAUCGAUCUCUCUUUCUUAGACAACCUGCGGGUCUCCGGCAACCCCAUCCCGGACGAGGUUUUGCCUAGGCUACCCGAGCGUACCAUCGAAACCUUUCUCCUCUCAAUGGGUGCAAAGGCCAAGAAGCAGUUGCUCUGGCCGCCGCCCGAGCACGAAGCACACUCCUUCAAUCACACCGACGAGAUCGCGGUUGCCAGGCAUCAGGCGUCCGCCACAGUCGAACAAACCAAGCAUCCCGAGAAAGAUGACGAGAUGCUGGAGACCGAGGCUUUCUGGGAACUCCAGAGGGCUAUAAACAGCGUCAGCAGCGAAGCGCCUGACUUCGCCGAGGCCUGUUCUCUCCUCCAGUUCAACCCGAAAGUCCCGAAUGAGUGGAAGGUUGGUUUUCGCCAUCUCAAGGACUACCAGGUGCCUGCGGUCGCGUGGGCACUUAUCAUGCUCACGAGUGGUGGUGGCUGCGGCAUCAUUGGCGACGAUGUCGGUCUCGGCAAGACCGCUGAAGCGGUCUGUACCAUGGUCUUACUGCCCACGGUUGGGGAACGUCUUACAAAAUCGGCGCCGAAGGACAACCGCACCAUCCGCCAGGAAGAAGCCCAAGCUCUGCUGCCUCAACGAGAGGAACAAGCACUGAAGGAAGAUCUCCCAGACACCCUCGUUGACGACUUCACCCGCCUGCAGCCCGUCAACACGUUGACGCUGGAGCACCUUCGCGUUCAGGCCCGCCGUUAUAAGCCGACCCUCUUGGUCAUUCCUAGCGUCGCGCUGCAGGGAUGGAGGGCGGAGAUGGGCCUUCAGUCGUCCCUUGUCGCCCGUCUCUGGAUGGGCGACAAGGCGCGCUCCGAUUGGACCGACCUUAAGGAGUUGGUUGAUGGCAACGCAGCUGACUUACGUGCGGCUGUCGAUGCCUUGGACGCGAACGACCCGAACACCCAACGGCAUAUCUUCAUAACGACGUACCAAACGCUUCGUCUUCGAUCCCUACAACACGCCACCGUUGGUAGGACUCCCAAGCGCUCGAGACGCAGGCCCGCCCAGCCCUCCGAUUCAGACUCUGAGGACGGCGACGAUGAAGACGGCGGAAGGUUGAGCGAAGAGCAAAUUCGCAACAUGCGCUCACUUCUGCAAGGACUUUUCGGCCUCGUCGUACUUGAUGAGGCCCACAUGGCAAAAAACGCUAGGUCAAGGACGAAUCUCGCUAUCCGCCGCCUAAACGCCGAGAAGAUCUUGUGUUUGACCGCUACCCCGACCCCGAAUCGCCUAUACGAUUUGAAAGGCCCCCUCACUUUGUUCUGGGAGUGCCUCAAACGUAGCUUCCCCUCGAACCCCCCUAGCAGCGAAACGGAUAGCAACUUCGACGCCGGCUCAGACGAAGAAAGUGAGCACGACGAGAUUGUCGACCUCGAUAAGUACGAGAAGAUGACGGGCAUGUUGACCAAGGUCAACAUGGGCCACUCCCUCCGGCCCUUUCAACAAUUUCUCAACCCAUCCGCUUACGGUCGCAUCAUUGGCUCGGCCUCCAUCACGAGCAGCAGCAUUCAGGUGAUGGUCCGACCAAUUCUCUCGGCCAUAAUGCUCCGGCGCGUCAAAGGGCAAGUAUUUAAGCGUCAGAACCAAUCCACCAUCAUCGCUGGGACCGUGCCGCCCUUCAAGGUCACCGUUCGAGAGCUUCGCAUGAACGCUGAGCAGGCCGCCCUCUACUUAGCCGCACACCGUUCUUUAGUCGAUAAGCUCGAAGAUAAGGACAAGAAGAAGGCUCGUCAAGACGAUGAUAAAGCGAGUGGGGUUCUCAACAUGCACGCCCACCGCUUUCUUUGUCACGCGGUGUUCGACCCUGUUUUAGACGCCUAUAGAAAAAACCCCAAGGAGAUAACCGCCGCUAAGCUGGCGACGUACACCUCGAAGGACGACGCUGGGUACUCUCUUUACCACCGGAUCACGCGCCCGCGGCCAGGCUAUCCACCCCACGACAGCCGUAUCCUCCGCGCCAAGCUUAUGGCCUCUUCCUCAGUCAAGCUGCAGGACCUGUGCGGCAUCAUUCAGAAUGUUUGCUACGAAGGCGGCCACAAAUUGAUGGUGUUUGCCGUCUGGCCGGCGGUGUUAACUGAGAUUGAGAUGUUCUUGACCACCUUAGGCAUCCCUUUUUACAGUAUCCGCGCCGCCUUUAGCCAACCGCAGAGGCAAUCGGCCCUGGCAAAGUUCAACGACCCGGCCGACGAAGUCAAAAUUCUCCUCUGCUCUAGCCGCACAGCGUCUACGAGUUUCAACGCGCAAGCUGCAUGCCACCACUUGGCUAUUCUGGAACUGGACUGGUCCUUAGCCACCAUCGAUCAGAUCAUAGGUCGGUUAUGGCGAGUGGGGCAGUCAAAGAUCGUCGAUGUGUACAUUCUCGUGGUGGACUUUACCUACGACCAAGUUCUGCAAGCAAGGGCAACUAAAAAAGCCUUAGCCCAGCUAGCCUCGCAGGCGCGAAUCAAAGAGAAGCCUGACGACGACGACAACGAGGAGGACGAGAACGAGGACGAGACCGCCGAUGACAAGGCGGAAGCAGAGGACAGCACUGAAAAUGCUAAGGUGAACCAGUGCAUCGAGUACUACACUCGUCUUUAUGGUUUCCGCUCUCCGAGGCACGAGUGGGACAACGCUCGUGAUCUCGCUGCCAAAGACAACCUGGAAACCGAAAAGGGUUUCUGCAUGAAAGGCCGUCCUAAUAUCCUUACGCGUUACCGGCCUCAGCUUCCUCUUAGUGGCCUCUCGAACUCGUUCGCCACCCCCGAGUACGGCAACAAGCAGGCAACCCUGGACCGUUUCGUGUCCAAGAAGACCACCGCAGCAUCUGCGACGGAGAAUGAGAAGAGUCACGAUACCACCGAGGCUACCUUAGCCGAUGAUCCCAUCUUGGAUGACGACAAUAACCCGGGCCCGGCCACCACGUUCUCCGCUCCUCCACCACGUCCAGCUCAGCCUGCGAAGAAACUUCCUGCGAAGAAACAGCCUGGCGAGUCUAGGUUUAUUGCACAGUACGCCAAGGAAAAAGAGGAGAAGGAGAAAGAGGAGAAGGCGAAGAAGGAGUCGUCGAAGCCCUCAGGGCCGCGCAAGACGUCGGGUCGACAAGGCAAGAAAGGUCGCGACAACGACGGCAACCCUUCACAGGAGAGCGACGCCGACGAGCCCUCGCCGCUUCGGCGCUCUAGUCGAGGCAAGGCCUCCUCGCAAGAGUCGCUAGUUUCUACUGCACCUGCCAAGCGGAAGAGGCAGCAUGAGGAUUUCGGCGCGGACGCUCCAGACUCACCUCGCCCGAAGCGCCAACGUGGCAAGCCUGCGGCCACGGAUGCAAAGAAAACCAGCGCUAAGGCUUCAGUGGAUGACGACGCUAAGAAAAAGGCGAACCGCGACCGCGCAGUUAAGUCUGCUAAUACUCGGAAGGCCAACAAGGCUAAGGAGAAGGAGGAAGCUGAGAAAAGCCUUCCUCAGCCACCUACCCCCUCCGAUAUCACGGCUACGGAGGUUGAACGAAUGGACGCGGAACUUAACUCGAUCUCGGACUAA